GUUUUCAAUACGAAUGCAAAGCCGGUGUAGUUUGAAAAGAAAUAGGAAUGAGUCUGAAUAGUUGACCAGAGGUUUGAGCAGAGCAAAAUGCAUUAUGCAUUGGCCUUAUCAAUACUGCCAGUAUUCCAAUUAUGAUUCUGAUCUUCCUUGCGUUUAGCUGAUGCUGACCUGGCAUGUAGCGAGGACUACAAAGGAAGAGAACGAAAACGCCGCCUUUCGGAAGAGAAAAUUACUUCUAGCAUCAGGUGGCGACUCAACUACACAUCAACUUCCUCUUCGAACGCAGCCGCUCUAAUUCGCUUCCCGAGUUGCAGAAGUGAAAACGCAAUAUCCGAGGAGCUAUAGAAGCGGAGAUCCUCACAACAUCCACUUCUUCUCCUGGUGGUCAAAAGAAAAGCGAACAAGGCUUAAGAAGUACUUCUGGAAGUCAUCCUCAAGAAAGCUAGCACUAGAUGUACACGAAGAACGAGCAGGAUUAACAAAAGACGGAACCAGUAGUAGCAAAGAAAAAAGCAAUUAUGGGCGAGCACCUCCAAGACGCGGAGGACGCUAUUGAGUAUACGAUCCUGAACAGGAGAGAUGUCAAUGCUUUCCAAAUACCACCUCAGGCAAGCUCAUCCGGUCAUAGAGCAGAAGAGUGGAAGAACUGUAUCUGGUCGGGGAAAAUCUGGAUAGCGGCAAAAAACAACAACUGCAUCGUCAGACUCAUCAAACCAGCGACAGAAGAGAUCUUCUUGCAGAGCGUCAUAGAGGGAGGAGAGUACUUUUCCCCAUUUUAAUGAGGUGUGCUGCAAAUCUUGAUUGGCUUCUUCCCUUUUUAUAGGGUCGAGGUUUAGGUCCAGCGGCGCUCAAAGCACUAAAUAAAACAAAUUUUUUCUUUUUCUGGCCAUUACUGCACCUGAAAGGAAUCUUACCUACUGCAAGAAGCAAAACAAUCCUUUGGUACAUUCAGCUCUUCUCACUGAUCUCACAGCCACGAUCGAUACGUCGAGCGAACAGUGGAUAGCAGUCGAUAUUUCGUCCUCCGAGUUGUGCAUCCUCAGACAAAAAAAGCGGCUUUUAUAGGACUCGGAUUUGAGGAACGAAACGACGCAUUCGAUUUCAAUUGCUGUCUUUCGGACUUCAAAAAUCGAAAUGUAGAGAGCGAAAAAGCGGAAGAAGCAGCAAAAGAUAGGCCGCCGCCGAAGGAUUACAGUUUGAAGGAGGGGGAGAAGAUAACGGUAUUCGUUCUCCUAAAGCUAAAAAGUCAGGUCGAUCAUAAGUACAAGUUUACAGACUUAUACCAUAGGUUCUAUUGUAAAUACAGCUAUAGUAUAGGUGCAUAUUAUAGAUGCGUAUUCCCGGUGUAAUGCGACGAUCUUUUGCCUACUUUGUUGACAGCAAAUUUGAGUUCGUGCAUCACAACAAUUACAGAUAAAAAUUGGCGGCAAGAAAAAACCAUCUACAUCGACAGCGAAAGAUGGUAGUGCCACAAGCGGUCCAGGAGAUGGCGCGUCAGGAGGUUUUUUGCCGCCACCACCUGCAGCGAGUAAACAAAGAACGGUUGUCCAGGAACCAGUCAGACUUGACGAAGCCGAUGAUGAUCCUUUCAAGGAUGACGAUGAUUUUUUUGGUGAUUUCCAGUCGGCUGGAUAAUCGUCUGUGGAAGAUUGAUCUGAAUUCUCUCACCAAUUUCUUGCUCUUCUUUCGCCUAGCAAAUUGACGCAUAGAUCAGCAAGAUAGCGCAGAGAGUGGAUUAAGAUUAUGAUCGAGGAAAUGGAGGGUAAAACUUCCAGCAUCACCG
Messenger RNA from Amoebophrya sp. A25, 1783 nucleotides. NCBI's taxonomy places the organism in Eukaryota, Dinophyceae, Syndiniales, Amoebophryaceae. The record is from the annotation of a GenBank genome assembly.